AUUCAGAUCAGCCCUGAAAUGUCGCUGUCAAAGAUCACACGUCUCCCUUCACGAAGGCUGCUGAGCUCCAUCCACCAGCAGCAGCUGCUCCUGCCCUCCAUCACCCCCCUCACUGUGCCCAGGAGAGCUGUGAUCCAGGGUCAAUACAGACGACCUGGUCAGCCCAAAGAAGACAAGUUUCCAUGGCAGAAGAUUAAGUUCGACUUUGCAAAGGGUGUGGAAGGGAUAAAGAAGCAUUUCACACUGCUGAAAACUGAGUUUUUUGACCGCUGGGUUGGUCCAGAAGGAAAACCAAUUAUUGACCACAUGCUGGAGCAGAACAGAGUGAUAUGGGAGUUCAGAGGUCCAGAGAGUCUGGAGGGGUGGACGGUGUCCUCAGAUUGUGAGAUAGGAGGCCAAAGCGAAGUUUACUUGAAGCUUGGCAAAAACAACAAUACCUGUUUUCUGUACGGGACUCUGAGCUCAACUCCUCCAAAGGAUGGAGAAACACGCUACAGUGGCUACUGCACUAUGCGUUCAAAACAACCACUGGCUUCCUUUGAUAGGAAAAAGCACUACGAUUGGACCAAUUUCAACACCCUGUUUUUGCGUAUACGUGGUGACGGCCGUCCGUGGAUGAUCAACAUUGCAACAGAAACAUACUUCUCUCACCAGAAAGACGACAUAUACUGUUACUUUCUGUAUACCAGAGGAGGACCGUACUGGCAAGACGUCAAGAUACCUUUCUCCAAGUUCUUCCUUACACAUCGUGGGAGAAUACAGGAUGAUCAGCAUCCUCUCUGGCUGGACAAGAUUAACACCAUUGGAUUUACCUUGGGAGAUAAAGCAGAUGGUCCGUUCCAGCUGGAGAUUGAUUACAUUGGUGUGUGCAAAGAUUAUGCACACACUGAGGAGUUUGCCUAUGAGGUGUACAAGAGGAAUCCUGAAGUUUGACUGACAACUACUGCAAAACUGCAGAUGAACUAUUACUGAAGAAGAGCUGCACUCUUCUGCUACUAUCACUAAACAAAUGUACCGCCCUCUUGAGGUGGACAACCGAUUAUACCACAUUCACCACUCUUGGCAAUAAGGCUGUGUAUCUGUAUUCUAAUAUGUACUGUGAUACCUCACUGUCAGACAUUUGUUACCUGCAGAGCUUAAUAAAACUUGUCAAGGAGUGUGUCUCUGGUGA
This is a messenger RNA of Lates calcarifer (barramundi perch), 1171 nucleotides long. It is a transcript of the gene ndufaf1, whose product is annotated as NADH:ubiquinone oxidoreductase complex assembly factor 1. Lineage: Eukaryota; Metazoa; Chordata; Actinopteri; Centropomidae. Gene Ontology annotation, cellular component: mitochondrion. The record is from RefSeq and is a predicted model, not a curated record. Gene Ontology annotation, biological process: mitochondrial respiratory chain complex I assembly; mitochondrial electron transport, NADH to ubiquinone.